Paramuricea clavata is the source of this 21875-nucleotide messenger RNA. Lineage: Eukaryota; Metazoa; Cnidaria; Anthozoa; Malacalcyonacea; Plexauridae. The record is from the annotation of a GenBank genome assembly.
GCUGAUUUUUAUUUGCUACAAAUAUGUCGGAUUCAAAUGUCGGCAAUACGAAUUCUGAAAAUAGUACAAAUGGGGAAACCUCUAGUUCAGAUAAAAAGCCAUCUUUAACAAGCUUGACACAUAAGUUGAAAGCUGAAGCUCUUCGGAGAUAUAAAAUUGACGAUGAAGUCAACAACGAAGCCGAAGGCCGUACUCAAGAUUUAGCUCAAGAUGGAAACGUUGAUUCGAGCAAACUAAAAGGGCAAGAGCUGAAUAACCACCCACAAUCAGACGAUGUUACUAAGCAAGAAGAAACGAUAGAACCCAAAGGAAAUCAGGAAAGUGCUGGUUUAUCUGUGAGUGACACAGUGAGCACUGGAAAUGAGAAAGAAUUAUUAAGUGGUCCGACCGUAGAACAGGGCACCGAUGUCGCAAAAUCGAAUGAAGCUGAUGAGAAGCAAAACAUUGCAUCGGAAAAAUUUGAAGACACUGAAUCAACUAAAAGUCCAAACGAGAGCUUGCAGGUUUCUGAUUCGAUAAAUAAUCAAAAGAUAGACUCAAGUGAUCAUUACUUUGUUGAUUCAUCAAAUAAUAAAGAUACAGUGCCAGAAUCAUCUUCUGUCCCUACUGAAGGGUUAGAGUUAGUGGAGGAUACGUAUCGAUCAUUGGAAGGAAACAGAAGUGAUAUUAUCUCUGCUGUUAGUGCAAAUACAGUCACUGAAGUUGAAGAUAGAAAACUUGGAUAUUCUGAUAAGAAUGAGCAUUUUACUCAGUCCAGUGAAAAUGGUCCCUUACAGAGUAAUUAUAAUAAUACAACUAGCUAUGAUAAUGGAAGUGAACUUAUUGACGGUUCUUCUGAAAUCCAACUUCAGUCUGGGAAUGCAGUAUUGUCAGACCAAGUUAAUUUGAUUAAGUCAACAUCGAAUAUUGAUGACAGUUCUGGAACAAAUACUAUCGAAAUUUCUGAAGCUGAUAAAGUUAUGCAGUCAUUAGAUCAAGACAUGGGGAGUGGAAGUGCAGAAUUUAAAGAUGUGAUGGGAAAUGAUCAUUCUGUUGAAAAUAGUGACAAUAAGAUGCUAGAAAAGGCAGCCUUAACAAGUGAGGAAAUUGAAGAUGACGAGGCAGCUCAUCAGGAAAAUGCUUUCUCUAAUGACUUGGAAACUGAUUUAAAAUCCAAUGUAAAUAAUUUAACAAGUUCCACAGAACAGAAUGAGAGCAAUGAUGAAAACAAGGGUUUAGAACAAAAUGUUACAUCAAAUACAAGUAAUAUUGAUGCCAGGUCUUUCAAAGGUAACAAGUAAACAAAAUGUAUCUUUUUGGUUGUCAGUUAAAAGGAACAUGUGUCCAUUUUGGUUUGAAAUUGGGCAUGUGUUUUAUUUUUUCUGGAUAUGAAAAUGUUAGCCCCCCCCCCCCCCCCCCCCCUCAGGCAGCAACUGAAGGUAGAGGAGACUUCAGCAUCCUGUUGUGAAAAGUUAAAAUAAAAUAUUCUACCCCCUAAAGGCCUUAACCCUUUGAGUUAUAUUGCACCCUACCUAGGGUCAAUUGUAUGGAAACUGGAUGCCACUAUCCACUGGAUAGUGAUUUUUUCAAGCUUUCUUAAAUUGAUCAUUGACUGGUUCAACCCACAUACUCAAGUUGCCCUUUAUUAAUUGUUGGAUCCAUAUUGGAUUUCAUAGUUUUAUUAUAUUUUUACAACCGUUGAAUUAAUCGCUAUUUGGUUGAUAUUGCGCUUAAUCGCUGCCUUCGUACAACCGACCCCAGUACUUUCAUUGGUAAUUUACUGACUCUCUAAUGCCAGACAAUUUUACUUGGCAAGGGGAGAGCACUGGCAUUGAAUUGGUUAAUUGCUUUAUGAGAAAUAAUAAACUGUCAGGAUUCAACAAAUGCUGAUGGACAAGGAGCCCUUUUGGAAAAUGCAGGUCUUUGUGCUUGUUUCCACUAAAUGUAAAUGAUGGGUCUGUGCAAGAUACUGCAUGACCCUGUGUGGUAUUUUUUUAUAAUAAAAAAGUUGAACUACAGUAAUAUGUUCGUCUGUGUGACUAGUAGUCAACUGACAUUAAUAGGACUUGUCCACUUGGGGAAAGGAAUGUUAUGGGAAUGUAAAUGUAUGUUGUUUUGCAGGUAAUAUAAUGGAGCAAAAAGAUGGCAAUGAGGAAACCUCUCCAAAACUAGAUGAAGGGAAUGAUACAAGUGAGUCUGUUGAACAUGAUGGUGGUGAUGUGAUCUCCCCUCCUAAUCCUCAGGCAGGGAGUACACAGGAAGAAUCUGUAACAAAUCAAUGUGGUAUUGAUGCAAGUUAUCAUAAUGUAGGGAGUGCAGAGGGAGAGCCCAGUGUAUCAGUUGAAGGUGGUCCAAGUUCUUCAAACACUGAUGCAGCUCAAACUAAUGAUGUUGCAUCAAGUGAAGGUGGUGGUGAUAACAAGAACACAGAUGGUGUGGUAGCUGAAGAGAAUGAGCAAAAUAUGGCUGAUCCUGCUCAGGAGGAUGCAACCAAAAAUGGUAUAAUAGAAAAUUGCUUCUCUUUGAAUAUCACAGUUCUGUGUUACCCAAAGAGAAUCACUUGGAAUAAACAGGGGGUGUAGGAAUUAAGCUUCAUUGUUAAACUUAAAGGGCAGGGGACAUUAUAUUCCACAAGGUUGGCUCUAAAAUGUGGAGAUCAUUGUCUCUAGAUCUUUGAAAAUGGCAUUCUUAGUAUCUUCUCUACCGCUUUUGUUAAUUUGUUCAUGAUUAUUAUUUGUGAGUCUAGCGCUGUCUGUGUUAGGAUGGCUUUAGUUAUUAAUUAUUAGUUGGCCGAUUAGCACAAUUUUUUUAAAAUUUAAUAUUUUUAAGGGAGGGGGAGAAGCUAUUCCAACUCCCAUAUAUAAAAUGUUUUGGGUGUGUAGCCCCCCCUCUUCCCCCUGUUUCUUACAACCCUUCAGCAGAAUAUGGUGGGGGACAUUUAGUAUUUUACUAGUAAGAACUGAGUUAAAUAUCACUGCUUCACCCUGAAGACCAAGCCUGGGUAUAGUACAUGUACUAGGGAGCUUAAGAUACACCAAAUCUAUGACGCGGACAUGACGAAAAACUGCCCUCUAUGGUCACAGUUUUGCCUCACGGGUAAAAGUAUGGAUUUUUGUUGGUAACCAAAGCCAGGGACAUGAGAAAAACAAAGUAAAACAACUAGUCUCCCAUUAUUAGUGACUGGUUUUUAGUCGCGUCCGCGUCGCAGAUUUGGUUCAUCUUAAGCUCGCUACCUGUUGGUUUUGGGACAUUUUAUAUUUUUUAGCAACACAUGAUCAUCCCAUCAAAACUUGAGACUACUUUUAAAUUAAUAGUUUCUCCUAUAGGAAUCCAAAUUUCCUAUAGAAAUUUCAAUACAAAAUCUUAUAAUUGUGCCAAUUAGGUUAUUAAGCCAUUCCAAGCCCUCUGUAAAAUUUAUUUCUUAAUUACCGUGAUGAACAUUUUCUGUCAGAUAAAUCUCCUACUGAUGAAGAUGAGAAAGCAUACUUAACAGAUGAUUUUUAUUAUGAAAGACCAACAUCAUUAUUCAAUCCAUUAUUGACCGAAGGAGUUCCUCGCGAUCUUCUUUCCCUGCAGUAUCCUUUUUAUUACAGAUGUUACCCAAGUGUGCACAUGCAUAAAAAUCACAUUCAUGCCCACAAAUGUUUAUGUACUUUUUGUGACCAUGCCUAUGUACUUUUUGCAUGAUGUUUACAAUUCCAAAUUUAAACAAUCAAUCAAGUUUUUAUAGUUAGUUAAUAAUUGUUACAAGAAUCAGACUGGCUGCUUAGAAUUAGAAUAAAAUUGUAAACAUGUAAUAAGUAUGUAGUUGUGGUUGUCAAUGUUUGUGGGCAUGAAUCGAAUAUGAAUUUUGGAAAUAAAAACACACUUCUAUGACAUCCAUAAUAUCUUUUGAAAUAUAAGUGGCACUGCGUUCCUCGAAGCGUUCAAUGGAAGCAAUUGAUGCCUCAUUCCGGGAAAUUGUUACAAGUGAUAGUCCAAGCGGGCAUCUUUAGUUAAAGUUAAUCUUCUGACUAGAAGUGAAUUAUGAGACAUUGUAUUUAAUUGGACGUACAGUACAUAAUGUACUGUAUAACGUUGCAAGUAUCAGAGGAUAGUUAAGGCUCUAUUAACGUGAUCAUUAUGCUUUGAAGUAAAUUCAAAUCUUCGUAUAAAUCAUUUUAAAAUUUGUAAAACGACUGCUGAGUGAAAUCAUUAUAAAAAAUGAAAAUCAAAUUGAAGCAAAAACAUGGAUACAGUGGAACAACAACAGCCAUAAAAGUUUGGCCGUAUUAAUGGGGCCGUACCACAUUAUAAAUGUGUUGACUCUCAGUUUCAAGUUCACGACUAAGAAAUAUCGGCGACCUUCGACUGGGGCAAGAAGAAAAAAAAAAUCAGUGACCUGUUGAAAGGGCAUCUGCGUUGUCAGUGUUCACAGUCGUGUCGGUUUUCUAGAUUUACAGGGUGCGAUAAUUCAAGAUUUUUAGUCGUACCUGACUGACGCCAAUGAUUAUUGAUGCGUACUUGCGCUAGUACAAACUCAAUACUCAAUGUGUACUUAGUCUUUAAAAUAAAGUAAACGUUUCUGACUAUGAAGUAUUCAAACUACGAGUUAGAACAAGAAGCACAAUGGAUCAUUUGCAUUAUAGACUAAAUUUUGAUCUAGAAAAAAAUUUCAUCACAGCUUGAAAGAGCAUCACAAAAUUAGUAAUAUUCCAAAGUUUCGUUGCGAAAUGUUGUAAAAUGCGGAUAAUAUAGCCAUGCGAAGUUUGCCGUUUUUCAGUCAUUUUGUAUUACGUACGGGAAAUUGACAGCCCAAUCGGGUGUUGGGGCAUCAAUUUCCCGUUUAUAAUACAAAAUGACUGAAAAUUGCAAUUUUCGCAAGGCUAUAUUAUCCGCAUUUUACAACAUUUCGCAACGAAACUUUGGAAUGUUACUAAUUUUGUGAUGCUCUUUCAAGCUGUGAUGAAAUUUUUGUCUAGAUCAAAAUUUAGUCUAUAAUGCAAAUGGUCCAUUGUACUGUAUAUUAUACAAAAAAUGGACUCCAUCUUUCCUUAGUCGCCUUAAUCCAACCGUGUUUCAUGCCAAGACAUGUCAGACUUAAACACGUACCAACUAAGUUACGGUAUUGAAUACGAUCAUAUGGUGCCUGCAAAAAGUAAGUACGCAGAUAGCAAGAGUUCCGCGUACCUAUACGUGGUACGUGGCUGAAAACAAGGAAGUAUCAGACCGUAAUAUUGGCGUACCUCCGGUACGUAAGCACGCGAAUUAUCGCACCCUGAGAUUUAGCGCGAGUGGCCGUAUUAACGUAACGGGGUGAAAUUAUAUAGAGAAUAAUACAUGGGUGCGCGGAAAUACCAGAUUUAUUUCGAGUGUUGAUCAUGAUAUCUCACGAGUGAGCGCAGCGAACGAGUGAGAUAUCAUGUUCAACACGAGAAAUAAAUCUGGUAUUUCCAAGCACCCAUGUAUUUUUCUGUUUAUUAUAUAAAGGACACUCUUUGAAAAGCGAUAAUUUUUACAGAAAAGCGAUAAUUGAAAAGCGAUAAUUUUCACAUGUGAGAUUAUCAUGAAUAAUCUCACAUGUGUGAUUAUCAUUUUUAUCAGUGCUCGAAAUCUCUAUAAAGCACUAUACUUUAUAUAAUAAAUAGGAUUAUACUGUUUGGGAUUUCAGAAUGUGGCCGUUGGCCGUAUUAACGGGUGAUUGUAUUAACCGGGUAUUUUUAUAAGAAAAUGUAUGGCCCGUAAGGCCGUUUUGCCGGGCCGAAAAAAAGUGUCCGUAAUAACGAGGUAAGGCGUGGUCCCACCAUAUAUAUAAUAUUGUAUGAAACUGAAUGAUGGGCCAACAUGUUGACAGCUGGAGAAAACAAUUUCCUUCCUGGGAGCCCAACCUGGAUAUAGAAAUUUCCUGCAGAGCGACUGAGUAUUUUUGUGCUACUGUAAAUCUGUGCCUACACGUGAUAUCCUAGCUGGUCAUAGUAAACUCAAGAAAAAAUGUCUGUCAACCAUAACUUGUUGGGCCCACAGUGUGACAUGCGUGUUAGGGUUUCCUUCAAAUUUUCAAGUUGGAAAUUAACAUAUUCUGCCUUGUUUAACUGGUUGUAAAAAUUUAGUUUAAUUUGUUGUCUGUUUCAAUGUUUUUCUUCUUAACUCUGUACCCAGUCAUUCAUUUGGUUAUGAGUGCACAAAAAGAGAGAAUCUGCAUAUUUUGGACACAAAUACAGUUGUAUUUUCCGCUGGCAACUUGGUACAGAUACUAAAUUUGAAGACAAUGGAACAGACGUAUAUUGGUGGGACUAAUGAUGGUGGUAUAGGAGCCAUUACGGUGAGUAGUAGCCUGGUAGUAGGGACAUUAUAGGGAUAUUGGAGACUUUUUGGGAUAUUGUAGUUUUUAAUUAAUACGCAGUAAAUGGACCUUAGAAGUGCUCACGUCACGUUAUUUUCAAACAAUGAAUUGUUGACCCACGAGUAUCCCACAAUGCACUGUGCAUUCCAGAAGUCCUCUGUAUUAAAAAAUACAUGACGUAAGCAAUUCUAUGGUCUAUUUGCAUAUAGUGCCGUUCUAAAGUUACGUGUUUCUCUUCACUGUAUUUCGUUCACAGACACAGGCAUUACGUUUUUAUAUAUGCAAUAACUUGAAAAAGGUGACUCAAAAGACGGGAUACACUCUUUAUAUCACACGCAGUGACUGACGCGAGAUUAUAAUCACACAACCUUACCUUAGUCGCAAACCUUGAUAACUUGCACACCGCCCCCAAUUUGAAACAAAUUUAGUUUUAAUUUGUUUUCGAUUAAUUGUGUCACACCGCGAUCUUGUAUUUACCUUAAUAAUUAUUUGGUUGUUGCUGUAGUUCUGUGUUUUGAGUAGUUGUCAAAUUAUGCUUUUAUACAGUAUAUGUACAGUCUGGACGCCCCCUUUUGAAACCAGCUUUUGCUGAUGGGGCUAGCCUCAUUAUUAAAUAAACUUUUAAGUAAAUAAAUAAUUCACCAACCACUGCGCCACCAGCACUCCGUGUUACUGAUUGCACCCAACUGUCCACUGUAUUUUAGGUUCAUCCAAGUCGUAAGUAUUUCGCGGUUGCAGAGAAAGGAGUGUUGCCAAGCAUAAAUAUUUAUGAAUAUCCUUCGCUCAAGUUGUUUCGAGUGUUACGAGAAGGAACACUAGAGGCUUAUGCUCAUCUCAAUUUCUCCUCCAAUGGGACGAAACUUGCCUCACUUGGUAGUUCUCCUGAUUUCAUGUUGACUGUUUGGGAUUGGAAGAAUGAAAAAGUCAUUUUGAGAUCUAAAGCAUUCUCACAAGAUGUUUACAAGGUCGCAUUUUCUCCCGAAAAUGAGGGACAUUUGUGCACUAGUGGAAGUGGCCAUAUCAGGUAUGAAAUGUCGUCUGCACGCUUUCUGUAUGCUUUAUAUAGUAUUUCAUUUUUAAACUUGUUCCUGAUUCACGUUUCAAUGUGGCGUACGUGACUGUCAGAAUGUGUGCCGCCUCCAUCAGGGAAUUACUGCAUUUUACGCUACGCUACCAUUAAGCGACCAUUAGCCAAUCAGAUGCGUUUGAUAUAUAUACCCGAUUAGCCAAUCAGAUGCGUACUAAGCCAGCAAGAGAUAACGGUAGUGGAAGUCAAAUCUGAACCUCCCUAAUAAAAGGCAUGCGGAUCUCACUCAGCUGCAUGAGCUCGUAUGAACAUGCACUAAGUUGUACAGGACCAACUUGAGCUGUUAUUUAAUAACAGUAUAUAGCUUUAGGAUAUAUAUUAGUACAUAUUACAUAUAAUGGAAAACAGAAAUUGUCAGAUCAUGAUAUAUUUUAUUUGUUCACGUGGAGUAAGAUGAACAGUAAUCUUUCCAAGUUUGAAACGUCAAAUCUAGUGGACCUAAUAUUCGUUGAUUCACAGAGUGUGGUUGAAUAAUUUGUUUCAGGUUUUGGACGAUGGCAAGUACGUUCACUGGUCUUAAACUGCAAGGUGAAUUGGGAAGGUUUGGUACAACUGAACUCACUGAUAUUGAAGGUAAGGCACAAGUUAAACAAUACGAAUACUUCAUUCUAUCCAAUCUGAAGAUAUAGAUUCAUUCAGAGUAAAGGUAGGCUACGCAUUCAUAUACAGCGAUACGUGAAUCUGUAACUCAAUCUGAUGAUUUGAUGUCAGCAAUUUCGCUGACACCGAUCUCCAGUAAAAAUAGACUGAAUACUCAGUUCAGGUUCAGUAUAGGUCAGUGCUCUAUACAGUGUAUACCUCGAACAAUCUGGAUGUUUGGAAAAAGGCCCUUUCUCCGUUUUAGUACUUCCGUUUUAGUACUUUAGAAAAUUCUCGACCGAUGCUAGAAAUAUCAAGGUAGUCAGUUUUUGUACUACUGUACAUGGCUUGUAGAGAUGUGAUGACAGAUUGGACAGUUAGCAUUAGUGCGUCUAGAAUAGGCUAGAAAAGUAUUAUCCAUGUGUAAAUUAGAGAGGUUCAGAAUUGACUUCAAGAACCAUUACCAGCCGCUAGCUCUCACAUGCUUAAUCUGAUUGGUUAAUGAUAACGUAGCAGUAGUUGAAGUCAAAAUCUGAACCUCUCUAUUAACCUUCAUAUAAUUCAAAUCCAUUUGGUAGUUUUAUUUUCACUCCAAAUCCCAUCAGAUACGAUUUAGAAUGGCUUUACUACAUCUUUAGUUUUCACGAAAAGUUGAUAAUCAGCACGUUUUCUCUACUUUCAAUUUUUAAACAAGGAUUUGUUGAGCUUCCAGACGGUAAAGUACUUUCUGGAUCAGAGUGGGGUAAUAUGUUGUUAUGGGAUGGUGGCUUGAUUAAAGUUGAAAUAUGCAAGAAAGGAAACAAACUAUGUCAUAAUGGAAUGAUUGAACAGUUCUUUAUGGAUGAAGGAGAAUUGAUGACUAUUGGGGCGGAUGGAUUUAUUAAGGUUUGUACUUUCUUCCCCAGUUUGACAGUCAUAAUAAAUAAGUGCCAUAGAUACUUCUAUUGUGUGUAUAUUUCCAGUAAACACAUGAUUAGUACAUAUAUAUAGUGAAACCCACCUAUACAGCACAUCACGGUCGGUGGACCUAGCUUGUUUUGGUAGGAAGAGGAGGGAGGGGUGGACGGGCAUUGGUCAUGGAGCGGUGCGUGACCGUUGAUUGAGGCUAAGUGGAUCAAUGCUGAGAAGGCCCUGCACCCCCAUGCUUUGAGAUCCCACGCCGCCUAGUUAAACCAAUUCGAAAUUUUUCAGUAGAUGAAUUUCAUCUGCAGCGAGUAAGAUAAUCUUCGCAGAUAAUCUUCACGGCUGGAAUGCUCAAAUACGUCUUAGACAGCACAGUAUCAUUGACACUGAUAACGUUUCCCACAGUUCACUCGGACCAGUCUUUCGCGCGAUCUAUGUAUUGUCGCGAUCUUGAUCUUGCGGGGUUGGUUUGGAUAUUUAAAGCAUGCGUUAAUUUCAAUGACCGCAGUUAAUAAACGAACGUCCAAUUAGCAAAUUAAAAUAACGUAAUAAACGAGAAAAUAGACUUAAUUGUACGGCGCGCGCGUGUUAUGUUUCUUUCCAGUGCGUUAUCUGACUAUCUGAUCUCUUUGGACUAAAUUGUAUUCUGUCAAGAGCAAUACGUAAAAUCGAUUUGUUUUCAAAUAUUAAUAUCAUCAAGGCCAUGAGCGUUUAAGCGCGCAUUCCAGUGAAGAGCAGUGUUCCUCCAUGGGCACCUUAAACAACACGAAAUAGCCCAAUGUGUGCUCAGUCGUUUCCCCCCACAUAGCUAUUGAGAGCGCGAGUAACCCCCUAGUUUAAGCAUGUUUACAAUGGCUGGCAUUGUUUACAAUAAGUGGUGGUGAGGAGCGGAUUCAUCUGAAACAGGGAGUUAUUUCUGAAUAGAUUUGUGUUUAAAACGUCCCAAAAAAUUCACGUCCACGUCCCAAAAAAUUCAACUAUGUACGUUUGCUAACCGAUUUCUCUAGGUGUGGGAUUUUGAAGCUAUUGAUAAUGCUGACAUCACAGACGAAAAUAGUCGGGUAUUUGAAAUGGAACCCAUGUAUGAACUUAAAGUAAGUAAUACUAAUAGGCAACGGCGAAUUUAAGAAAGCUUGAAAAAUCACUAUUCCGUGGAUAGCGCCUUCGUACAAUUAGGGCCAUCUAAAGUAUUAGAUGUCACCUGCUGUAUACUGAAGUAUUGUUCUAUCUAUGUAAGGUUGGGCCUGAUGUAAAAUUGAAAUCAAUGGUAAAAUCUGUCAAUCUUAGUACACCAACAAUUUGGUAUGGACAGGUAUGAUCAACGUGCAUGUAUUUUUUAUAGUCAUGGUCACUGGUGAAUUGCACAAUAAAUCACAUAGUUUAAACAUAAUUAAACAUUUCUGGUAUUAUUUUAAUAGGAUGCAUCUGGUGGACUAUGGAAAUUGGACCUUUCUUUUACACAUACAGUAAGUUUGUUAUCAAUUGCAAAGUUUAAUGUUCUGGUGCAUGUGCAAUACGAAAAGACUAAAGGAGUUUACACUUGCAAUUUUUGCUGCGAUUUUAGGUGCAAUUUUCUUCUUCUGAUGGAUGUGAACGAGUGGAUAAGUUAUGAAUGUUCAGAUGAGGGAACAUGUACUCAGAACAUUCAUAACUCCUCUACUCGUUCACAUCCAUCAGAAGGAGGAAAUCGCAAGCAAAAAUUGCAAGUAUAAACAGGCCUUGUGAUGCAAUGUCGUGUACAAAUGUUUGUUGGUGGUAUAGGCAGAAGAAGCUUCUUUUCGUGAAGAGACUUCACGAAACACCUUGCUGUAGGUUGUCUUCUGGGCAUUCUAUUUUUUCCUGAAGUAACUUGGACCAUUAUAAAUAUUAUAGCCUGUGUAGCUGGUGGUUCGCAGGCUAAUAUAAUUCGGAAUAGCUCUCGGCUAAGAAAUUAGACGUCAUACCCAGACUCAUUAUUAAUUUAUUAUCAUAUGACACCUUACAUUGUCUGCCUUCUUCUUGUAGAGUCACGUUCCUGAAAAGUUAUUUUCCUUCCAUGCUGGCAAUAUCACGUGUGUAGACGUGUCACCCAGCAAUCACAUGGUCGCUACGUGUGGUUUAGAUUGUAAGUACAGCAUCAUUCUGAUAAUGCAUGUAUAGAGCGUUAAACUACAGUAUUAUACCGUAUAUAUAUGCCUUAAUGUACAGUCAUUGACUUUUGAUGAUAUGCAAUUGAUACCGAAAUCACUCAGUAAUCAAAUGGGACCGAAAUCACUCAGUAAUCUCUUCACAUAUAAGGGUGAGGUGACAAACUACAAACUUCGGAACAUUUCAAGUAGUCUUUGUUUACCACAACCGCGUACUAAUAAUAUGAAAAAAAGUUUCGUGUAUGACGGAGCACACGUUUGGAAUUCUAUUCCUAAAGAAAUAAGAGAGAGCAAAUCCUUUUCUUCCUUUCGAAAGAAAAUCACUACUCACAUUGACUGAUAGCUAAUUAACAUAGAUGUUAAUAUUAUCUGUAUAUAGAUUACUACCUUAGUUUGUUAGUUCAUAUAAUACUAUAUAUCUUAUAUAAUUUUGUAAAUAGUUUUAUAAUUCUUUUCUGUAUACUUUUCGCACGCCCCUCGUGGAAAUCAGCUUCGGUUGACGAGGUCAGCGUGUUUAAAUAAAGUUUAUCUAUCUAUCUAUCUACAUUGUAUACAGUCUAUUUUGGAUUUUCACUGUCAAAAAAUUGAGCAUGAUGGUCCACGGUAGAUUAAAUCCUGUUUUUUAUUUGGUCAUGCAUGACUGUCACGAACAUGUACAGGUAGGUUAUCGAUGUACGGUAAUAGCAGGGUACGAUAAAUCGUGUACUUACUACGCAAACAUUACGGUCUAGUACUUCUUUGCUUUUAACCACGUGGGUAAGCGGACUCUUGCUCUCUGCAUAGUACUACUUACUUUUUGUUGAUAUCAUACGACCUUUCCAAACAAGUGUAAGUCUGACAUGUCUUGGCAUGAAACAUGAUUGACUGAUGAGACUAAAGAAUGUUGGUGUCGAUUGUAAUGUAUGUGCAAUUGUGCUCCUUCUUCCAACUCGUGGUUUUAGGUUACUGAAUGAAUACCUUUCAGAAACCUGUACUUUAUGUAGUUUAUUUUAAAGACUAAGUACACCUUGAGUCUUACAUUUGUACCAGCUGAAGUAUACGGCAAUAACCAUUGGAGUAGCAGUCAGGUACGACUAAAUAUCUUGAAGCUGCAUCAUAUACACAAGCCCCCAAAUUAUAUUUUUCGUUACCUACUUUGGAGUUUGCCCCCCAACAUUCAGAAUUCUAUCUCUACGAUUAGUCCGGAGUGAGUAGCAUGCAACACAUAAAACCCACUCAGAUAGAUCGAAACUAUUUCACUUGGCCAACCACAUUGACUUGGUCACGACAGCCAUACUCACGAUGAUUGUUCAAACUAGGCUUUGACGCCUUGGAGUCAACAGCGCCAAAUGUCAUAACGUGACGUCAUGUAUAUACAUGUAAAUGAAUGUAAGCAGUCGAAAUAUUGUUCAAACUACAACAUUUAUUCGAAACAUUGUUGAAACUACAACAUUCAUUGUUUUUUAGGUACGGUUCGUCUUUACGAUUAUGUAAAUAAGACGGCGCUGUGUUCGGCAAAAUAUUCUCGUGGUGCAGCAAGUCUACUUUGGCUUCCUAAAGCUGUAAGUUAACAAUAAUUAUGCAAUAAAUUAAAGAGGACAUGUUUACUGAGCUGGUUUCGGUUCUAAUGUAAAGGAUGUUCAGGAAAAAGCCCCAGUCAAUAAUAAAUAUUUACCGAGUAUAUUGCCUUUUACUACUUUGAAUAUUUGCAUUAUCAUGCCACAUUAUACUUGGUAAACUGAACAUGUAUUCUAAAUGUCUUUUCAUAAUUGUAGGUAGACCCUAAGUGUGCGUCUAUUCUCUGUGGCUUCUCUGAUGGUGUAGUUCGGUAUUUAUCAGUGGCCAAAGACGACGCUUCAGCUGUACGAAAUAGAAGAAAUAAAUCAAAUUUAAGUUUUCAAUUACUACAAGUCUUCAAGCCACAUACAAAAAGCGUUACGUGCAUUGCCAUUGACAAACAUGGAAAAAUGUUAGCAACCGGAGUAAGUUUUAAUCACAUUAUUACAGUAGAUAUUGUAGUAUGGUGUAGAUGCAUUGCAUCACUAAGCGUUAUAGUUAACUUCAGAUGUACUACAAUUUUAACUUCAAAUGUACCAACAAAUGAUAAUAAAUCUUAAAUUUCCUUUUUACGUGCAUGCAGUAUUUGUUACCAAACGUAAAUCACUAAAUUGACAAAUGUCUUCACAAAAAUAGUUGAUCAUCAUGUGCUGUCACAAUUAAUGAAACGUAUGCACUAGACAAGUAUAGUCGUAAAUUUGUUAUGGCUAGAUAUCAGGAUUUUGGUUGGGUAAUUGCUAGAUAGUAUACUUCAAAAUAAGGUUUAUAACGUAGAAAAAACCAUCCUAACGCAAAACUAAACCCUAACCCUAAUACUAACCUUACCCUAACCCCAACCCUAACCCUAAACCUAACCUAACCCUAAACCUAACCUAACCCUAACUUAUUUAAAAAAUUGAUAUAAAAACAGAAACCUUAUUUUGAAGUAUACUAUCUAGCAAUUUCCAUUUUGGUUGGGCCUCUACACUCGAUAUAACUAAUUGUACAAGAGUUUUGCAAAUUUCGAGUUUUAUACAUUAGACCUAAUGAGGAACAGUUGUGAAAAAUGGCAGGACUCGAACCUGCGGUCCUGUGAUUCCGGUGCAGUGCUUUAACCAACAGAGCUACAGAGUUGUCGAGCUCUAAUCGCAAGUUCAUGUAUACUGAGGUAUACUGUAUAUUUCUUUACAACUACUCCUCGUUAGGUCUAAUGAAUGUAUAAAAUUUACACUCGAAAUUUCCAUUUGCCAAACCAUUGUACGUAAAUUUGUUGUAUUAAUAUCAUGGUGUAUUAGUUUCAGGUCAAGAUAUCCCUCGUGGAAACUUGAAACGUCAAGUAUGUUCCCAUGAGGCUAUGAGUAAUAUUUGUUUGAGCUAAUCAAUCUCGUUGGAACAUCUUAAAAUAUUCCUAUUAGUCAUAUUUUAACCCUUCCUGAGGGUUUUGUUCAUGAAAUGUUCAAUGUUUGAAUUUUAUAUAGAGUGAAGAUUGUACAGUUUUCUUCUUCACCAUUGGAGAUCAAGUUUGUAAACCCGUCGCAUUUAUCGAGACUGCUUCACCAGUGGUCUCGAUGUCGUGGUUGGAUAAUGCAAAGGUACAGUUUGUCUGACGAUGAUUCUGUAAUGGGAUCGAAAUAUAACAAUUUACGUCUUGUUUUACUUUUGAGUUUUGAAGAUGUUUUCAUUUUUCAGUUUUUGUACUUUAUUUCCUUAAAUUGUCGGUUGGUUAUGUAACCUUAUGAAAUCCCAUAAGAGUGUCCCAAAAUACUGCAAUUUCUCCAGGAAGAAAGUGUUUAAUGCAGUUUACUGUAGACCUCAUGAAGAAUUUUUUAAGAAAAGAAAAUUUUCUAAUUGUUACAAAUUAUUUCGCGGUGCCAAUGAAAGUUCUAUAAUGAAGUGUAUCGUUUUAGGAUCCUGGUGGACUUUUAGUGUUUUGUAAGGAUGGUGCUGUACUUGAUGUCGAGGCUCCGCGUAUUGAAACAGUUGAUACGACCAAGACAUUCCGAAUUCCUUCACAAAAUUUGGUCAAACGAGAAUACGUGUUUGCGAGAGUGAAAGAUAAACUAUUGGUAAGUGUACAUUUUACAUUUUAUAUCAAAAUGAAAAUCUUAAACAUUGAUCUGAGACGAGGAGGAAAUACAACAUUCCUUUUGCACGAAGCCCAUUCGUCUGGAAGGCUAUUAAUUUUUAAUCUUUUUCACAUACACAUGCAGUACGGUAGUUGAUAGUUGGCAAUAUAUUUUAGAGUAAUACUACUUACACACCUCCAUGCAAGCUUAAAAUUCUAGGAUGACGUAUCAGAAGGAAUGCUUCUACAGGUCUGGGAAAGAUUUGAGACAUAAAGAGUAUAUACUGUAUUUCUUAUAUAUUUAUGAUUGUAGAAAGCGGAACGUACAUGGCUAAUGUGCCGCCAAAUGUUUCGUUGUUACGCAAUUUAACGUUGUUACGUGAUAAAAAGGUAAAUUCUAGGUCAAACAACAUUAGGGACGGAAAGUGCUAGUGUGGGUAGAGAUGACAAUAAGAUAACUGCAGAUUGCGAGAGAUACGUUUUCGAAGAACAGUAUGUCACAGGUCAUGUCACAUUUAUGCUUGUAGAAAGCAAAAGUAAGUAAAAGGUAAAUAUUAAUGAUAGUCGUCAGGAGGAGUGUUUAGGGGUAGGUAUGAUUUAAGACAUUGAGACAUUUCUUUGUAACUGUAGAAAGAGGAAGAAAAUGAACUCGUUGAACUCAUUUGACUCAUGCAUAAGGAACAUUUUAUAACAUGGGAAAGUCUUUAGACAUUGACAUGACGUUUGUGUCUUCCUGUAGAAAGCGGAAGAAGAUGAACGCAAAGCUGAGAUUAAAGCAGAGAAAGAGAAACGUAAAGAGGAAGAAAGAAAGCGACGUCGUGCACGAGGUAUUCAAGAAGAAGAAGAAGAAGAAGAGGAGGACGAGGACGAGAAGGAACAGGAGGAAGAAGUUCCUGUUGAAGAACCUGUAGAUCAUGGACCAUGUCUCACUAUACGUGGCUUUCCUUCUGUUCAUCUUGACAAGUUCUGGAUGUUAAUGGUAUGAUUCUUUUCUGACAACAAUCUCUCUGUAUUUAAACUUCUCAACUUGAUGUGUCAUUCUCUUAUCCACCUGAUAUCAUUAUUUCUGUUUUAGCAAUUUAGUUACAUUCACCUUCAUUUCAACAAAUUCCUCUUCCAUACCAACAAUCCUCUUCACAGCUUCUCUUUCCUGUCGGCUUGAAUAAUGAAUUAUUUAUGUAGUCGCCGUGAGUACGUCUAAGACCAGCAAGUGUACUGUAGCAACGAACAACAAAGGUCUAUAGUGCAGAACAUUGAAAUGGUCUGUGUCACUGAACUUUGAGUUUUCGCUAGUACUGUUCACUGUUGCAAAAUCUUGCGCUAAAUUGAUUGAUGACAAGUUUGACUUGAUCAUGAUUGUUACAGGUCUGCAGUUAGCUCAACGUCGCUUGCAGGUAACCGGGUUACCGCGGAUCCCAACAUCUCACACUCAUGAAGCAGCGCAUCAUCAAUACCUCUACACAAUAUUAUUUCUCCUAUACAUUUGUUUUCUCUGGGUGAAACACAACCCAUGUACACAGCAAAAUUUCAGGCAAACCUUAAUCUGCUCUCUCAUAUACUAUAUUAAUUAAUUAAAUAUUUUAUCACAGGACGGUUGGGAUGCAGGUUAUAUAUACGAAUGUGAAUUUCCUAAAGAGGUACAAUCUGACGAGUCACCUGAAGCUACUGAACCUAUCAAUGCCAUCAAGUUACUAGAAUGUGAUGAUACGCCAAUACGGUCGUUCACCUACAGGUAAAAUUAUUACAUGUACGAAGACACUUCACAUAUUAAAUUAAAGUUCAUGUAUGUAUCUAGGUAGGGAUCUUUUAGUAGACUUUUAGUAAUUUUUGAUCAGUGUUUGAUGCUCCUUCAUUGAUGUAGCUAAUUGGUUUUUAAUUUUGGCGACUUUGAUUUUUUUAUGAAUGGGAAUUAUGAUAUCAUCGAUCACGUGAAAUAUAGGACCUAAACUUUUUGGCCAUCGAUGAAAACUAAAAGCUUUCAUCAUUAUAGAAAUACCCGAAUCGCCAGUUUUUCUUAAAAGGUUCCUGUGAAGAGCCACCAAUCUUGGUACGAGGUUUACCACCGGUUAUACUUUUUUUUAAAUAUACUGUACAUGAAUGACUAAUUCCGUGUUGUAUUUUCACUUUAAUCAAUGGCAAGGAAUCGUAAAGGUAAACUAAUAUAAAAGCGAUUUGUAACGAACUAUUUUCAAAAAAGAAAACAUUUUCAAAUGAAAUGAAGGAGUCAUGUUUUGAAAAAUUUUGCUCUUUCCUAAAUCGCAUCUAUCCAAAAUUGCAUACUUGUUUUAGCGUCUUCUUAAUUAAUAACUGAUCAUCUCUUCUCAAAAAGAACUUCAGCCAAUUCUACUGCGUUAAGCUUAAUAUAUGGUUACACAACAUGAUCUCUUCUCAAAAUUAAGACUAUGUAAAACUUUUGAAAAUUAAGGAUAUGGCUUAAAUUUGAAAUUCUCCAAAAUUAAGGCAUAGCCUUAAUUUAAUAAUACCACAAUCAUUAGGCAAGACUUCUUGUUAUAAAAGUAAUGGCCUUAGAAAAAAAAGGUCGCCAGAUUUGGACCGGAUUAGGGUUAGACUAAGAUUAGAUUAGGGUUGGGGGUUAGAGGUUAGGGUGGGGGUUAGAGGUUAGGGUGGGGGUUGGGUGGGGGUUAGGUUUAAAAUUUAGGCAAUGUCUUAAUUUGAAUGCUUUUUACAAUUAAGACAUAGCCUUAAUUUUCGGAAGAGAUCGAGCUGUGUUACAAAUCAACCAAGUUUAAAAAAGUGGGCAAAAGGACAACCACACAUGUAAUAAUGUCUAAAUUUGUCUCAUUAGUGAAACGAUUCAUUGUCUCAUCACAGGCGCUUACAUAAAAAAACUAGUUUGAAAGCUCUACUAUACAGUUUUCCACUAGCAUGCUAUCAGGAUCUUGAUCUUGCUGUAUAGUGUGUUAUGCAACUGAACAUGAAAUAUAUCUCAUUUUGCAGACAUGAUCAUGACUUACAAGAUCAGAUUAUGACAUAUAGAAUAGUGCAGUUUCACUAUGUUUGACUCGGCUAGUAAACGUCUUAAUUAAGGUGGCUGUCCACUGCAUUUUGGGAAGUGCAGAAUUUAUAAUGGUGGUCUGAAUAUGUAUAACUUUUACUUCAAAAUAGGGAGAAAACACCUCUGCGUUUGAUUGGAAUGGUUAUGAAAAGUGAUUCCCCCUUUGCGUUAUUGUUGCUAGAGGCUAAACAAGUCACAGAAACCCAAAGUGAAAUAAAUUGUCUGCAGUUUAUAUACGUCCACGUUUGAGGAAGCACUUUCCUUUUGAUAUUACAUACUUAGGGCCGGUUGUUCAAAAUCUGAUUAGCUUAACCCUGGGUUAACCUAAAAUUCAAAGCAAACUUUCCAACAGCUUGUUUAUAAUGUUUGUGAUAUUACUCUGAGUGUGAAUCCUCACCAGGCAAGCUGAAACGUUUGCUUCACCAUGGUGGGAAUCGAACCCGCGACCUUUGGGAUACUAUAGUCCAAUGCUCUGCCAACUGAGCUACGAGGUCAAGUCGGUUCGAGUUGGUGAUAUUUCGAAAUUGAAAUAUUUCUUCAGACAUAUUUUGUUGGAUCAGUAGAAGUUUUCUUCUCUAUAGUCUUGAAAUAAACAGACGUGCAGAAAUACAUAAACUAAAACAGCAGGUUAAAUUUUAAUCGGGGGUUAGCGCUAACCCAGCUUUGAACAACUGGCUCCAGGUGUACUGUAUAUGUUACUUUGUAUAAAAUACGAAAAGUUUUGUGACAAAAAUGGCGGUAACCUCUGAUUUUGUGACAAAAAAUGGCGGUAACCACGAUCUCACUGAUCUUUGUUUUUUUCAUUGCAUUUUGUGAAAGAGCCCGAAAAUUUACCAAAAUUAUACUAUAUUUGAAAUGAAGGACAAAACGAGAGAUUUGUUUCUUUAUUAACAGUUAUUCUGGUGAUUUCGUGUUGUUUGGCAUGGAGAACGGUGUAGUGAGAAUCCUUCCUGUUCAUGGCAAGAAUGUAUUAGAUUCAUUAACAACAUACUGGGCACUUCAUGCACAUGAUAGUCAACAUGGAGCAAUUACUGCUAUCAGAACCAGCUUUGAUGAUCGAUAUGUGUUUACUGUGGGUGCUGAUGGCAAUUUCUUUGUCUAUAAUUUCAUGAGUGAUGCAACAUUGAAAGAAUCCAAGCCUAUACCACCAAUGACAAUACCCAGGAUACAGGUACGUGUAUAAUAUAGCCCUAUGGAGUUUUCAGUCUGCAAAUAAACUUACUAACAGUAGCUCAUUGAUGAUGUACGUUGUGCUACUCCUUUCUGCGUGAAAUAGUAAUGAAGAAUGAGAAAUAUACAGUAUUCUGUUGGAAUUUUUAAGUUCUGCUAAAAUUUUGGAUAUUCUGCAGGAAUUUUUUAAGACCACCUGUCUUUUUUGUAUCCCUGCAGAGCUGCAGUAAUUUUAUUUUUGUUCUCCAAAUGACUUUUUAGAAUAUUCUCUUUGCAUUUUUGAUUGAUCUCUAACCAGUAGUUCGUUAACUUACUAAAUUGUACAUAAUCUUCCCCUCGAAAUUUCCAUCUACAAAAGACUUUCAACUGUUAGUUCAAUCGAGCGAGUUGCCAAAAAAUCUCGAUAUUUACCCAUGAAGUAUGCAUGUACUGUUUUGCUAAAUACGUUAUUGUACGCGCCUCGAGAUGUCAUCUGUUAAACUCAUGUUAAAAAGUAUUCGUGCGUCAGUUAUUUUGUAAGACUAGACGUGCAUUAAGUGUAACUGCAUUCUGUGGUGUAGAAAACGUUUGAAGCAUGUUUGUCAGUAACAAUAUACAACAAUAUACUUUUCAGACUGUUAUUGGUGAAGAUGGACAAGAAGUGCCGAAGACAAUCGAUGAUAUUGAUGAUCCUAAUUAUUACAGGUAGAUUUAUUGUGCAUUGCUUAAUGUCCUCGCCUGUAUUGUCCAGUUGGGUCGAAUCACUUGCUAUAAAUAAUUUCCGAAUACCCCGACCGAGAAUGAAACGAAUGGUCAUUGUUCUGACACACUAGCGCUCUGACCACUCUACGAGUUUAACAGUUAGUACGGUCGUUGGACGAUGUAGGCUGAGCCAGCCAGGAAUAAUAGGAUUGAUUCAUGUUCAUAAUGGGGUGAGGCGGUUAAUAGAUAAACCGAAAAACCCGAUGUUUUGUGAAAACCGAUGUUGCUCUAGGCGAAAAACCGAAAAAGAUAUCCGAAAAAACUGUUUGAAACUCAGUAAUAUUGAAACAAAAUGGCAGUUUUUUCAAACGGUUUUCGGUUUUUACCCUGAACCACCUCACUUCACACCUGCAUCCUACUAUGACACUUUCGCAUAACAGUGCUUUGCAUAUUGUUUUGCUUUAGCUUCUAUCCAACUUAUGCAUGUAUGUGCGUUUUAGUAUUAUUAGUAUUUAUUUAUUUGCUUUAGCUUCUAUCCAACCUAUGUAUGCAUGUGCGUUUUAGUAAUUACUAAUCAUGUCAUUUUAAUACAGCAUUGAACUUGAAAAACAGAAAGCAGAACAUGACAGAAUGGUCAAAAUAGCUGAAGAGAAGAAACAGGUAACUAUGGAACUGAUCUUUGGAAAUUUUUGUUACCUGAUGUCUCAAUUUCCAUUCAAUUAAUCUACCAAAUUUUCUUUUAAUUGAUGUUCAGAAUGUUCGUCGUGGGAUUGCGAAACUGAGAAGAUCUUUCAAAUCUCUUCUUGUUCAGAACAAAGGUCUACCGGAGUAUUUGUGUAUUAAGGCACAGGUAAUUAUCAACUUCAAACUUUUGUCUCCUAAUGCUAACGGCUACCACCAAUCCUAAUCUUAACGCCAUUCAAUCGUUAUCCUACCCUAAACUUAAAACUGCAUAUGCACCCAAGUUACUCUGAUAUUGGAGAUUGAUAUGGAGAUUCACCAUUUCUCGUCGAGGCUGAACAUACAGUAUAUAUAUACAGUAAGCUCUUUCUUUUGUUCUACAGGAAUUGGAAAUUGAUCCAGAAAUCCGAAAACAACAGGAAAUUGAGGCUACAGAAAAGGUUUGCCAAGUUGUAAUUUUUGUAUUGGUUGUGAAAAUUUUAAAGUGCAUUGUUACGUCAAUGAUCUCAUUACUUUGUAGGUUAAAACAGUAUGGUUGCCAAGUUAGUUAGAAAAGUCACAAAUUUCAACAUGAUAUAUUAGGAUAUAAAUCUGUCUAAUUUCUUGCAGCGCUCCAAUUCCCUCUAUUUUUUAUCACAGAUUGAUCUAGUUCACAAGGAACUGGCUUGGGAGUCAGAGAAACACUCGAUAGGAUUACGAAAACUACGAGACAGGUUCGUGUUGAGCUGUAUCAUGCACCUGUACAGCUUAUUGCACCAUCAUCGUUCUAGUCGCUUGUCACAACAUAGUUAAUAUAUAAAUAGGGUUUUUGUAGAUGGAAAUUUCGAGUCUAAAUUUUAUACAUUUAUUCAGACCUAACCAGGAGCAGCUGCCCUAUAGGGCCUUUAGUUGCAUUUUUCGCACUGUUCCUGGUUAGGGCUUAUAAUUGUGUUAAAUUUACACUCGAAAUUUCUACAAAAUCCUUCAACAUUAGUUCAAUCGAGUGAGAUGCCCGCAAAUCCUGCUAAUUAAAUAUAUAAAUACAUUAUAAGAUACACUACCUACGAUGAGAAUUCCAGUUGGAUCUCCAGGGCCGAUAAAGAAGUAGUGCACUACGAGAUCAUGUUGAGGUUGACAGAAAAAAAGAGCGAAUGAUAAAAUGUCAAAAAGAAGGAAGGAAGGAAUAAGAUCAUUAGAUUGAAUGGCAAAAUAUUUAGUAAACCGGACCAUAUGGUUGCCAAAUUAGUAAAAAAAAUUUACAAAUUUCAACACGAUAAAUCAGGAUAUACUGUACAUAUUAUUACUACAGUACAAAGAUUCCUCGAUAUUUCAGGUUUCAAAGUAUGAUGGAAUGUGACCGAAUCAUUAUUUACGCGUGUCGAAGUCCGUACCAAGUCUCCAGUUUUCGUUCCGCGAAAUUACCAGAACUUCAUGAAUCUCUUAAGCAGUCCUUGGAGGAAGCCGCUAAAGAAGGGACGUCUGCUGCUAACCAAAAGAAAUUCAGUAUCCCUGGUUUCAAAGGAAUGUUACCUUAUGGUAAACGACGCUCAACUCAGGUUGACACCCGUAAGAAAAGUCAACAACCAACCACUGGUCUUAUAGCACCUCCUGCUGCUGCUGGAACGGGUGGACAGGUUGGAGGCAAGGUGGCCAAAGCUUUAGAGAAAGCUGAACAUAGACGAAUAAAGCGACAGUUAAGACAAGCUGAGGUGAGAAGCUAUAAUGUCCUGUACUGUGUGUGCUGUAUACUCUGCCAUUAUAUUCUGUUGUAA